Messenger RNA from Thlaspi arvense, 2445 nucleotides. The record is from the annotation of a GenBank genome assembly. NCBI's taxonomy places the organism in Eukaryota, Viridiplantae, Streptophyta, Magnoliopsida, Brassicales, Brassicaceae.
AUGGUGGAAGCAAUACCGAAGCCAGUGAAAGAUAUGUGGGACAAAUGGAACAUCCGUAGCCUUGUGAUAUUCAGUCUCGUCCUUCAGGCAAUCCUUGUUCUUCUCUCAUCAAAUCGAAAACGUACACCAAAGAGACUUUUCCGGCUUCUCCUCUGGUCGGCGUACCUUUUAGCCAAUUGGGCAGCUGACUAUGCCGUGGGACAGAUAUCCGAUAGCUCAGGAAGCUCUCCUGAACCCAACUCGUCGCCCAAGACCAACGAGCUCUUAGCUUUCUGGGCAACCUUUCUUCUCUUGCACCUUGGUGGUCCUGACACCAUCACCGCUCUUGCUCUGGAGGAUAAUGAGCUCUGGCUCAGGAGUUUGUUUGGUCUUCUGUGCCAAUUCGUAGCCACUCUCUACGUGUUCUUGCUAUCAAUACCCAACAGUCUAUUGGUACCAACUUCACUCAUGCUUGUGGCUGGAGUCAUCAAGUAUGUUGAGAGGAUAAGAGCAAUGCGUGGAGCUAGUCUCGAAAGGUUCAAAGAUUCGAUGCUUGGUGAGCCGGAACCUGGAAUCGACUACACGAGGUUUAUGGAGGAAUACAAAAUUAGGAAGACUUUGAAAGAGCGUAGCCAGUUAGUUAGGGUCCCGGAGCCUAAGACCGAGCAAGGAGUUAAGGUAUCACUUGGCCCAGAGAGAAAAGGUCUGACCCAUCUCGAAGUUGUUCAAUAUGCUUAUAAGUACUUCAACAUCUACAAAGGUCUUGUGGUCGAUUUCAUCUAUAGCCCUCAGCAGUGGAUAGAGAGCAAGCAGUUUUUUCAGUCAUUGUCGUCCAAAGAUGCUUUGAGGAUUCUAGAGGUUGAGCUCAACUUCAUGUACGAAACUUUAUUCACCAAAGUUGACAUCCUGCACACGUGGGUUGGAGCUGCUUUCCGCUGUAUAGGCUUGGGCUGCCUAUUUGCUUCCCUCUACAUAUUCAAAGCAUCGAAGAAAGAUGGAUAUGAUGGUUUUGAUGUUAGCCUUACUUAUGCAUUGAUCUUUGGUGGAAUCGCACUCGAUUUCAUUGCCAUCCUCAUAUUCUGUGUAUCCGACUGGACAUUUGCUAGAUUGAGGAAGACGAAGGAGGGUCUGGAUAAGAAAGAUAGCAGGUUUGACAGAUUUCUCAACUGGCUGCUCAGUUUCAAGGGACUGAAGUGGCAGAAGUGCAAGUGUCACGAGCAAGAAGAACGCUGUCACACGGUGCUUGCUAGACUCUUUAUAUUUCGGAGAUGGUCUGAGUACAUAUAUGCAUACAACCUGAUUGGCUCCUCCCUGAAGAUAAAACCGAAGGGAAUCCACCACACCAGGGGUUACAUACACAGUUCCUUUGACGCCAUCAUCAGAAGCUUGUACAUAGACCGUGCCAUCGAUAUCACGUUUCAAAGAGCAGUCUUAGUUUCCAAAGCCUUGAAUCGCAUCCGCGAAAGGAUAGACCUAUACAUCGUUUCUCUGUUCAUCAAGGAUCGGAUAAUAUAUUAUGUUCUGUACCCUGCCAGGCUUUUGCUUAGGUUCUGGUUUGGGAUUCCUUUGAUCAACUAUCUCUUGGAAUUCUUCGGCAUCCCAGAUCAGGUAAAUGAGAUAGUAUUCACGUCUCGAGAACGCCUCACAGGAGAGCUUUGGGAGUUCAUAUUUAAGGACGUUAAGCAUAGAUCACUCUUCGUUGUUGGCAUGGAAAGUGCCACCCCUAUAUAUUCGGCUAGAGGUGACUGGAUUCUGGGAGAUAUGGAAGUCGAGAUUGAUCAGGAGAAACUGCUGCCGUAUGUUACUGAAGUGGAUUACGAUCAGAGCAUUCUGGUGUGGCACAUUGCCACAGAUUUGUUGCACCAAACAGAAGCAGUAUCCUCUGCAGACACAAACGUCAGAUGCAAAGAGUUGAGCAAAACCCUUUCCGACUACAUGAUGUACCUCCUCGUCGUGCAGCCCUCUCUGAUGUCAACAGUUGCAGGAAUCGAUAAGGUAAGAUUCAGAGAUGCAAUAGCAGAGGCCAGAAACCUUCAAGAGGCUAAAAAGCUGUUUCAGUGGACGCAUGUUGCGGAUUCGAGAGAUACAAAGAUGGCCUGUGAAGCAAUUGUGGCUUCCUAUAAGUCAGCUGAGCAAAGGAACGAGAGUGCCAAAGGGUACCGAAGCAAGUCUGUGCUGUUCCAAGCGAGCAUGCUAGCCGAGGAGCUUCAGCGGAUACAGAUUCAAGUAAGCAAUGAUAAUAUGUGGGAAGUAGUGAGUAAAGUGUGGGUGGAGAUGCUUUGCUAUGCAGCAACUCACUGUGACUCUAAACAACACGCAGCUCGACUCAACAAAGGCGGCGAACUGAUCAACUUUGUCUGGCUUCUGAUGGCUCAUUUUGGACUCGGAGAGCAAUUCCGGACCACCAAGGAAGAUUCAAGAGCCAAGCUCGUUCUAGAGAGAGCCACUUCUUCUUCCUUUGUGUAA